AUGUCAAUAAUAGUAACAGAUAGACAACCUUUUAAAUUGAUAAUCAAUUCAAUAGUAUUAAAUAAAUUGAUAUUCAACUAUGUAAAAUUAUUGCAUAAAAUAAGAAACAAUAAUAGAAAAUAUGUAGAAAUCAAUGGUCUAAGUAUUGGUGGUGGUGGUGGUGGUAGUUUAGGUUUAGAUGGUCUCAAUUCAUUUCUCUAUGGAAUUCGUAGUGGUAUCGGUCAGAAGACAGCGAGAUUCAAUUGGUAUCAACUUCUAAGGCGACCCGAUCAAUUGAUAAAGUAUAGCUAUAUCGAGUGUUUCUUUGAUCAGUUUAAACGUCACUACGAUGAGUGUGAUAAGCGGUUGUUACGCUCCAGACAUACAGUACCGUCGUUGCUACUACAGUAUAUCGAUGCCGUCAAGGUUGCAUUGUCUCGUGGCUGUCUACCGAUUGUAAAGCUAUUCUUUGAGCAGCAUCACAAACUUUUAUUGGAGUUGGUCAAGAAUUCAUCGAUAAAGAUUGCUGCGAGAAAUGGACAUCUCAAUAUUGUAAAAAGUGAAGGAUGUACGAAGCACGCUAUGAAUCAAGCUUGUUGUAAUGGCCACUUAGAAGUGGUACAAUUUCUCCAUGAAAAUAGAAGCGAAGGGUGCACACGCGAAGCAAUGUCGUUGGCCGCAAGGAAUGGACAUAUCAGAGUUGUUAGAUUCUUGCAUGAGAAUCGAUUGGAAGCAUGGGGAACACAACCAAUGAGUUGGGCAGCUGCACAUGGCCAUAUGGAGAUUUUAGAGUAUCUACACAUCAACCGAUACGAAUGCUCUAAAUACGCGAUGAACACUGCUGCGACGAAUGGGCACCUCCCGGUAGUUCAAUUCCUCAAUGAAAAUAGAAGUGAAGGGUGCAACCGUGACGCUAUGAAUGGCGCAUCAAAAAACGGACAUUUGGAAGUGGUACGGUACCUACACGAGCACCGAACCGAAGGAUGUUCAAACCUAGCUAUGAAUCAAGCCGCUGCCAAUGGACACCUCCAAAUUGUUCAAUUUCUCCAUGAAAAUAGAAGUGAAGGGUGCACUGUCUUUGCGAUGAAUCAUGCCGCUAAAAAUGGCCAUUUCGAUAUUCUGAAAUUCUUGCACUAUAAUAGAAGUGAAGGUGCAAAUAUCGAUGCAAUGAACUACGCUGCCUCAAAUGGACAUUUAGAUAUAUUGCAAUUUUUGCAUUAUAAUCGCACAGAAGGAUGUAGCAGCCAGGCACUUGGAUGGGCUGCCACCGGUAAUAAACUAGAAAUAGUUAAGUUCCUCCAUGAGAAUCGCACCGAAGGUUGUAGUAAUAUAAAUACUUUUCAUAAUACUCUUGAUGUUGUGGCAUCACUUGGAAGAACUGAGAAAUUCACUUCGAGGGCUAUGGACUUAGCCGCUCAAAACGGCCACCUCGAAAUUGUGAAAUUCUUGCACUAUAAUCGUACCGAAGGUUGCACAACUGAGGCUUUGGAGUACGCAGCUAAACAAUCACACUUGGAAAUUGUAAAAUUCUUAUUGGAGAACAGAACAGAGCCAUUCAAUAUUAAAAAGACGAUAUCAUUGGCAACUAUAAGCAAGAGUACCGAUGUCCUCAAUUAUUUAAAUGAACAUUAUCAACCAAAACAAAAUUUCUGCUUAACUCUGGAGAUUAGUGAGUUUUUUAAUUAUGUUAACAAGGAUAAUUUUGAUGCUGAUAUUCUAUUCUAA
Heterostelium album PN500 is the source of this 1704-nucleotide messenger RNA. RefSeq names its product ankyrin repeat domain-containing protein. Lineage: Eukaryota; Evosea; Eumycetozoa; Acytosteliales; Acytosteliaceae. Gene Ontology annotation, molecular function: protein binding. The coding region runs from base 1 to 1704 and encodes 567 amino acids. The transcript has 4 exons. The record is from RefSeq and is a predicted model, not a curated record.